Acaulospora colombiana is the source of this 1140-nucleotide messenger RNA. NCBI's taxonomy places the organism in Eukaryota, Fungi, Glomeromycota, Glomeromycetes, Diversisporales, Acaulosporaceae. The record is from the annotation of a GenBank genome assembly.
AUGGAUGAUAAUGUCGCCAAAAGGAAACGUAUAACCGAUAUAGUGGUUGAUACACCUAAUAAUCUGGACUUGGACUCAUAUAUUUCUAAUUAUAAGGGACACACCAAAGUUGAUCGUUUGCUAUUCAUAGCGAAACGAUGUCCUACACUCCAAAUCGAUGCCUACAGACUUGCUUUACAAGAAUUACGCGAAAAUUCGUUAGAUACCACAAAAUACCUUCAAUCCGCUAACAAACUUAAUGAGAUUUUGGUAGCCCAAGGAUACCCAUCAUAUUCAAUUGAUGGAAGUUGGGUAGAUUCUACACAAAAACGCGCUAAGACUAUACUGGAAAGGCUGGACACAGAGUUGAAAAAUUAUAAGAAUAAUUUAAUAAAAGAAAGCAUAAGGGUUGCCGAAUCUACACCAGAUAUCCAACCACUUGUUCAAGCAAAGCUCAAAGUAGCCGCCGCAUUGGCGCACCUUGAUAAUAACAAGUAUAAGCAAGCAGCUAACCUAUUCUUAGAAACCAGCUUCGAAAUUGCUCAACCUCAAAGUCAAUAUUCUGAGGUCAUUUCACCAAAUGAUAUAGCAAUAUAUGGCGCAUUGUGCGCUCUGGCUUCAUUUGACCGUAAACAGCUUAAAAAACAAGUUAUCGAUAAUGCCGAAUUUAAACAAUUCCUCGAGCUUGAACCAAAUAUUCGAGAACUUAUUUAUGGAUUUUAUAAUUCAAAGUAUAAUUCUGUAUUAACUGGCUUGGAAAACUAUAAGAAUGAUUUUCUGCUUGAUAUUCAUCUACACAAUCACGUGGAAACUCUUUAUGAUAACAUUCGCAAAAAGGCACUGGUACAAUAUUUCAGCCCUUUCCUUACAGUAGAUAUGAAUAAAAUGGCUGAAUCAUUUGGUACAAACGUUCUAAAAUUAGAGAAGGAGUUGGCCAAGUUGAUUACAGAAAACCUUAUUCAAGCGCGGAUUGACAGUCAUAAAAAGGUUCUCUGUGCUAAACAGCAAGAUCAUCGGAGUAGCAUCUUUCAAAGGUCCUUAAAGAUGGGCGAUGAAUUCGAGCUAAGCACUAACGCGAUGUUACUCCGUAUGAAUUUAUUGAAGGCGAACCUUCUUGUGCAAACGGCUCAAAAGUAUGAAAUUUCAUUUAUUAGAUUAUAA